Messenger RNA from Brassica napus (rape), 1107 nucleotides. Its product is annotated as protein LEAD-SENSITIVE 1-like. Bases 16 to 948 code for a protein of 310 amino acids. The transcript is spliced from 2 exons. Lineage: Eukaryota; Viridiplantae; Streptophyta; Magnoliopsida; Brassicales; Brassicaceae. The record is from RefSeq and is a predicted model, not a curated record.
ACACUGAAAAUUGAAAUGCAAACCAAGAGUCAAGAGUCGUGGUUUGUAGUAAACCGGAAAGAGAGUAAAGUGAAAAACCUCACACAAGAGGAAAGAAUCAUUUCUUGGUCUCGCGGCGCUUCUAACAUUUCUUCUGUGUCUCUCAAGAAGAUGGGAUUCCUCUCUCAACAGAUCUCAAGAGAUGAACUCAAACCAGGAGAUCACAUCUAUUCAUGGCGUAUGGCUUACAUAUACUCUCAUCACGGAAUCUAUGUAGGCAAUGGUGACGUCAUACAUUUCACUUGCGGAGGUGGUCUUGAGACAAGGACAGGGACUUUCGUAGACAACAUCAUCGUUAGUUCGGUUCCAAACCAUGGAGGUGACAACCCUUGUCCUAACUGCGGAGACCAAUCGAAUCUCGACGGUGUGAUCUGUUCUUGCCUCGACUGUUUCCUCGCCGGAGGAAACCUCUAUCUCUUCGAGUACGGUGUCUCUGGACCCAUCUUUAUGGCUAAACCGCGAGGCGGUAUCUGCACAACAGCGGUUUCAGACUCCUCUGAUGAAACCGUUAACCGUGCGAGACACCUCUUGUCUAAUAAAAAUGGGUUUGGUGCGUAUGAUCUGUUGAGGAACAACUGUGAAGACUUUGCGAUCUAUUGCAAAACUGGUUUGAUUGUUUUGUCUAAGCUGGGGAGUAGUGGACAGGCUAACUCGUGGUCUGCGGUGCGUGGUGUUUUGUCGCUUUGGGGGACGGUGAAGAGUGUUUCUGUGGGCUCUGCUGCGAGGUUGGUUGUUUCUGGGGUUGCUGGUGUUGGUGUUGUGACUUUGGCGGCGGGGUAUGGUAACUACUGCUAUGGUCGUUUAUGUGCUGAUAUUGGUGUGAGAAGUGAUGCUAGCAAAGUUCCUGUGGAAGACCUUGUUACGCUUAUAGCGAUUAUCGAAAGAAGAGACGACAAGAAGUCUAGCUAGUUUAGCACUUGUUGUGGUGUGAUUAUGAUUGUGAUUGUGAUUGUGAUUGUGAGUGUUUGAUGGUAACUAACUGUUUGCUUCUGUUUUCAUUGUAUGCGUGCAACCAUGUGUGUUUGACACUACUUAUCAUGUGAAAAUAACAUUAUUGUUGUUUCCAAA